Messenger RNA from Leptosia nina, 327 nucleotides. Lineage: Eukaryota; Metazoa; Arthropoda; Insecta; Lepidoptera; Pieridae. The record is from the annotation of a GenBank genome assembly.
AUGGCCACCUAUUUACAAAGGGCUGCCGUUUCAUAUGUGAGGAAUAACGCGCGGCUUGCGUCCCACUCUGCGACAGCUGGAGGCCAUGGGGGUGGUUGGAAGUUCUGGAGGGGUAUCUCCUUCUUUGUGGGCUUCCCAGCGGUGGGCCUAGGAAUGCUGAACGUCUACCUCGCUCACCAGGAGGAACAUCACGAACGCCCUCCCUUCGUCGCAUAUGAAUACAUGCGUAUUCGCACUAAGCGAUUCCCAUGGGGUGAUGGCCAGAAAUCCCUCUUCCACAACCCCCAUGUCAACGCCCUGCCAUCUGGAUAUGAAGAUGAACAUUAA